CUGAAGAUGGCGGCGAUGAGAAACCCGCUGCAGAAUGUAAGAUGCUCUUUUAAUCACAAUAACAACAACAGCAGCAACAGCAAGGAGAACACAUCGCUUGUGUAUAGGGAUGCAAUUCAGUACUGACACAGGGGCUUGACUGCUGAGAGUCCAUAAACUAGGGCUCGCUUGCUGUGUGUGGAGUGGAUUUGAAGGCGAGAGCUUUCCUUCUUUCUUUUGCUAGUGCCGCUGGAUUGGAAACACACAAAGGAAGUACAAACUGAAUUACACUGUUGGAUCGCGCUUGUCGGAUCUGGGGAGUUAAACGCAUCUUAAACGCGGGCUUUUACCAUCAUGUAUUUUUUAACUGGCUGGCCCAGGAGACUACUGUGUCCUUUGAAAAGUGAAGAGAAACCGUUUCACAUCCAGCCAGACUCCCAUAGAGUUUUCUUCGCAGUGUUGUCACAAACUCAGAUCAGCAUCUGGUACAGCCGGCCCAGUGUUCUUAUAGUGAGUUACAAAGAAUCUGCAAAGGCGGCCUCCCAGUUUGGGUCCUACGAGCAGGCAGAAUGGAGGCCAGACAGCACCAUGAUAGCUGUGGCAACUGCAAAUGGAUACAUCUUACUGUUUGACAUCCUGGCUGCCGGAGAGGACAAAUUUCUCUACGAACCUGUGUAUCCCAAAGGGAGUCUUCGUAUGAAAGUGACACCCAGCUACAAAGAGGAACAAUGUGCUCCUGCAUUAAGUGUGGAAUUGAAGAAGGUGAUGGACUUGCAAGCACCCAUCACAAGCUUGCAGUCAAUGCAGGAAGACCUGGUGGUUGCCACUGCUGACGGCCUUCUCCAUCUCAUUCACUGGGACGCAGUGACGAAUGGGAGGAAGGAUAUCAAUGUCUGUACAGUUCCCUUUUCUGUAGACCUGCAGUCCUCAAGGGCAGGACCUUCGCUGGAUUUCAGAGGUGUGCACAUUAGAGACAUGGAGUACUGUAUAACCCUGGAUGGCUUUGCUGUGGUCUUUAAUGAUGGACGCGUGGGCUUUAUUACUCCAAUCUCAAGCAGAUUGUCUGCAGAGCAACUGCGAGGUGUGUGGGCACAGGAUGUACUAGACGGCACCUGUGUAGCUGUAAACAACAAGUACCAAUUAAUGGCGUUUGGAUGUGCAAGCGGCUCUGUUUUAGUUUACACAAUAGAUGCAGCAACAGGAUCAAUGCAGCUUUCGCACAAGUUAGAAUUAACAGCAAAACACUAUCCUGACGCUUGGAAUAAAACAGGAGCUGUGAAGUUGAUCCGUUGGUCACCAGAUUACAGUGUGACCAUGGUGACUUGGGAAUGUGGAGGCCUAUCCUUGUGGAGUGUGUUUGGUGCUCACCUCAUCUGUACGCUAGGAGAGGACUUUGCCUAUCGAUCUGAUGGCACAAAGAAAGACCCUAUUAAGAUAAGCUCUAUGAGCUGGGGUGCGGAAGGUUAUCACCUGUGGGUUAUCAGCAGCGAUGUUUCCAAGCCUCUGGAAAGCGAGUCGGAGAACAAAGCUGCCACGCAGCAAUCUGAUAUCCUGCAAUUUCAGUUCAUCAAGAGCGCCUUAACAGUGAACCCUUGCAUGAGUACCCAAGAGCAGGUUCUGCUGCAGGGGGAGGAUCGUUUGUACCUGACAUGCGGGGACCCAGCUCAGGCCCAGAGUACCAGUACAUCCUCCGCCAACACUGACCACCGGGCUUUCAAGGAAAGGAAUCCCCUCCCCAACACCAUUUCAAUAUCUCAGGGUUUAAGCACUUUAUUAGGACACAGACAUUGGCAUGUUGUGCAGAUUCACAGCACAUAUUUGGACAGCAAUUGGCCAAUAAGGUUUGCAGCUGUAGACACACUGGGACAGUGUGUUGCAGUAGCUGGCAGAUUUGGCUUUGCACACUACUCCUUCGUUACAAGGAAAUGGAAACUGUUUGGAAAUAUCACCCAGGAGCACAAUAUGAUGGUGACUGGUGGCUUAGCAUGGUGGAAUGACUUCAUUGUAAUUGCCUGUUAUAAUUUGAUAGCCCAACAAGAAGAGCUAAGACUCUACCUGAGGUCCUCCAAUCUCGACAACGCCUUUGCCAACGUCACCAAACUGCAUUCAGAGACGUUGCUAAUAAACGUUUUCAGGAACAUGGUGAUAUUAUUUAGAGCAGAUUGCUCCAUUUGCCUUUACAGUGUUGAGAAGAAGCAGGACAGUACAAACCCAACUGCCAGUAUUGAGCUUCUCCAAGAGGUGUCCAUGUCUCGAUACAUCCCCCACCCUGCCCUUGUGGUGUCAGUGACACUGACCUCCGUGAGAACUGAGACUGGCAUCACCCUGAAAGCACCACAGCAGGCUUCUGCUGCAGAGAGCAUUAUGUUGAACCUGGCAGGGCAGCUGAUCAUGUUACAGAGGGAUCGCUCUGGUCCUCAGGUCCGGGAAAAAGAGACCAUAGCGAAUCAAAAGAAGCUGCUUCCAUUCUGCGCCCCUGUGGUCCUGGCCCAGUGCGUGGAGAAUGUGUGGACGACCUGCCGGGCCAACAAGAAUAAGCGCCACCUUCUGGAGGCACUGUGGCUGUCCUGUGGGGAGGCAGGCAUGAAGGUGUGGCUGCCACUCUUCCCCCGGGACAACCGAAAACCACACUCAUUCCUGUCAAGGCGCAUCAUGCUGCCCUUCCACAUCAACAUCUACCCACUGGCGGUGCUGUUUGAGGACGCUCUGGUGCUGGGGGCCACCAACGAAACGGUGCUGUAUGACGGGCUGCCCCGUGCGGGGGUGGCUGGGGCUGGCGAGCCCUUGGAGGCACUUUUCCCCUUCUGCACCGUGGAGCGCACCUCCCAGAUCUACCUCCACCACAUCCUGCGGCAGCUGCUGGUGCGCAACUUAGGGGAGCAGGCCCUGCUGUUGGCCCAGUCCUGUGCCGGCCUUCCUUACUUCCCUCACGUGCUGGAGCUGAUGGUCCACGUGGUGCUGGAAGAGGAAGCUACCUCGCGGGAACCCAUUCCCGACCCUCUGCUUCCCACUGUGGCCAAGUUCAUUACCGAGUUCCCCCUCUUCCUCCAGACCAUUGUGCACUGUGCCCGGAAGACAGAGUACGCCCUCUGGAACUAUUUGUUUGCUGCUGUCGGCAACCCUAAGGACCUGUUUGAGGAGUGUCUCAUGGCACAGGACCUAGAAACAGCUGCUUCCUAUCUAAUUAUCUUACAGAACAUGGAAGUACCAGCAGUAAGCAGACAGCACGCGACACUGCUUUUCAACACCGCUCUGGAACAGGGGAAGUGGGACCUGUGCCGUCACAUGAUUAGAUUUCUGAAAGCCAUUGGCUCUGGAGAAACAGAGACACCACCGACCACACCCACCACUCAGGAACCCAGCUCAGCAGGAGGAUUUGAAUUCUUUAGGCAUCGAAGUAUCAGCUUAUCACAAUCAACAGACAGUCUCGCAGCCUGGAAAUUCAGUCUCCAGAAGACGCUAAGCAUGCCUUCAGGACCGUCUGCCAAAAGGUGGAGUAAAGAAAGUGAAUGUGCUGAGAACAUGUACAUUGACAUGAUGCUAUGGCGGCAUGCACGAAGGCUGCUGGAGGAAGUCCGGCUAAAGGACCUUGGCUGCUUUUCCGCCCAGCUGGGCUUUGAGCUGAUUGGCUGGCUGUGUAAAGAACGGACCCGAGCUGCCCGUGUCGAUGACUUUGUGAUGGCUUUGAAAAGGCUUCACAAAGACUUCCUCUGGCCCUUUCCAGUCAUUCCUGCCAGCUCCGUAAACUCCCCGUUCAGAAACGGCAGAUAUAGAACAGCUGUUGGAGAGCACUUGCUGAAAUCGCAGUCGGCAGAUAGCCUGAUAAACAAUGAGAUGGACACCGGUGCCUCCAACGCCCCUCGCAGCCACAGCUGGCUGGACAGCCUGAACUCUGCCUCGAGAGAGAUGGACACCGCCUCGUCACAUGGAGCGCACACACAGGAGGCCUUUCUCUCACCUCUCCUCAACAAAGGUGGGCAUUUGGAUCACUUGACACGCUCUGCGACGAGACCCCUGACAGAGACCAGCUCCACAGCGGAUGGGGACUGGACGAUGGUGGACGAGAGUUUCUCCACCCUCAGUCUGACACAGUCCGAGCUGGAACAUAUGUCCAUGGAACUGGCAAACAAAGGACCUCAUAAGUCCCAGGUGCAGCUGAGGUACUUGUUGCACAUCUUCACUGAGGCAGGCUGCCCGGAGUGGUGCAUCAUCAUAGGCAUCAUUAUGCGAGAGGCUUCUGUGAUCAGUCAGGUGGUCAGCUGUCUCCAGUCUACAGAAGUCCCAGCUGACACCGUGCUGAAUAUCAAGAACGGCCUACUGGCAGUGGACACAUGGGCAUCAACAGACUGUCUGGGCUACAAGCCUUUCCUCAACCUGAUCCGACCGCAGCUUCAGAAGCUAGUGGAGGUGACCCCAGAGCAGGUGCAGCCCGAAGCUUUCCAGCCAACCAGCACCUCCAAGCUGGUAGAGCCUGUCUGUCCUUGGCCAGACGACAGCCGGGGUGGUCUUGCAAGCCACAACACCAGCGUGCAGAGUGAGGAGGGCAGCAGUGCCAGCCGGCUGGAGGAGGACAGCCCCGGGGAGGAACAGGAGGAGCAGCCUUUAGAGGAGGGCACAUAUGACUGCACUCUGUCUUAACAGGAGAGUGUGGUGGGUGGGGGCACACACACAGUAUUAAUCAGUGGUAUAGCUGGGCAUUUGCCAAUCAGUGCAACCCAGGAGGCCCAGGUAAAGACAUUGGCCUCCUUUUUGUUUUAAGAAAAUAGAGAAUCAGGAGUAUUGCAUUUCUUUUUUUAUUACAAAAAAAACAAUUAUUGUACCUUUCCCAGAUUCUCGAAUUUUAAUGUGUCACGAAGAGAAGAUUAAUACCUGUCAUUGUAAGGGGUGAAAAGAUGGACACUUAAGAGCUUAGGUUGGCUGUCAAUCAUCUAAAGGUAAUUGUUGGGGAAAGCAGCAGGACUUAAGUCUUGACAGUAAAGUUUUUAGUAAUUUAAGAAGAGAAAAGUCUUUAACAGAAUUAUAGCUUACCCUAAAAACAUUGUUAAAUAAAAACUUUUACAUUAUAAUUAAGUUUUAAACUAAAGUGAUAAAGACACAUGCAUCAGUCAAUGAAUGAAUAAAUGUUUUAAGAAUAGUUUCUUUUAUUUGAAUCAUUUAUAUUGAAAUUUGAAUCCUAUGGAAAACAAAUGUAACACUAUACAUAACUGAAUUAAAAGAAAAAAACAUAUAUAAGGCUGAACUUGGCUCAUGAUUACCCAAUUCCUAGCAUGCCACGUUACUUAAUGUGCUAAUCACAUUGUGAUGAGAGCAAUAGGGUUGAAUUGUAAGAGAUUGUAAGUAUUCUUGAAAUAUUAACAUUUGUGAAUCUGGGAAUAAAUGAUGCUUAAAAAGAAGACAAGUGUUUUAACUGGUGUUGAUGUUUAGUGAAAUUAAUUUUUUCAUCUGUUGCACGCUGGUGUUGAAACAAACACCCAAGAUAUUCAUUACCUAGGGUGCCUGGAAGCUUGCUUAUAAACCCAGUGCAAGCAUUACAAAACAUGUACCUUACACAGUGACAAAGUCCUGGUGUUACCCAUCCCACCAAUCUCCCCUCAAAUGAUUAGAAGCACUUGUAGAAGAUGAACACAUGCAUUCCUGCAUACACAAUAACACAAAAAGAAUGGGGUUUGGGGAACAGUUCUUUAAUCUUGGGGAUACUGCAUGCAUCAAGCAGUGUGAUAUGAUUUCAUCAGCAUGAAGUGGUAAUUUCUCAAACGUUUUAUUGUGAUAGUGGUAGUUGUUUCCUGCUUCCUUUGACAGUGUUGCAGGCACAGGUUUAAGUUCAUCAUCAUUUGAGUCUUUUUUUUUUUUUAAAAACCACUGUAAUUAUUUCGACCACCGUGGCUACACAGUUCUGCUUAGGAAACCAAAAGUAAACGAGGAGAGGGAAGUUUGAAAGCAAAGUUGAAUACUAAUCAAAUCUGAGUUUGUUUUUCUGUUUUUGUUCUUUUUAUGUAUGUUUUCUCCAGAAUUAAUCUCUUGUCUUGGUCCAAGUAUUUUGUAUAGUGUUUUUAAAGCAUAUUGUACGUUAUUGUGAAUACUGUUGUAUAAAGGAACCUUUUCAAGUUUCUGACAGCAGCACUUGUGUAAAUAUUGAACAGUACAUAUUUGCAUGCAUGUUGCAUAGUUUUAAUAUCACUUGUAGUGGCUGUAGGAUCCACAAAAAUACAACCGAUGAUGAACGGGUCAAAACUGCAGUGAAAGCGACAAAGAAAGGGAGCUAAACUGUACUGGGAAUGGUCCUUUUCAUCAGAGAACAGAACAAACAGACAGCUGCAAAAGUUCUCCUUAAGUAUUUGAAAAAUAUUUAUGUUGAAUACAGUUAAAUAACCAGUCCAGUUCAUGAAAAUCUCAAGCUCAAUAUUCAUCCUGCCAAGCUUUUGGAUAGCUAUUAUUGUCCUCAUCAAGCAGAAAAUAUGAAUUUCAGCUCUUAUUUAUUGCUCUCGAGAAUUCAUUCUUGGAGAGCAAAUGCUUCUCAUGAAUGUAAAUAGUAUACAGAAUUAAAUCAUGUAUUCUUAUAGCCUGACUUAGUUAAUAUGUAGCAAUGUAAAAGGAUGCACACUAAAGUGAAAAAAAGUUCAAUUCGUUUUACUAAAGAAAUGCCAUUUUAUACAUGUAUUUUUAAAAAGAACAAUUAUUUUUCAUCCUCAUAGUGCUGUACUUCAGAACAAAAUAUGCAUUGACCAAGUAUUUUAAAAGUAUCAUACCUGUUUUCAUUUAUUCUAAUAGUUUCUACCUAGAGCAGUAUUAACAAAGAUAUUAGCAUACAUUUGUGACGGUGCACUUUAAAUAAAAGAAUGCAGAAAUGUUACUUAUUUUAUACAAGAAUGGAGUAGUCUAUUUUUAUAGAGCUUUACUGUAUAAGAUUUUCUCUUGUUUUCUUUAUAUGGACCAAAAUGUUCCAAACUGAAAUGCUACCUGCCUUUGCUAAACUAACUCCAUCCCGUUGAUGAUAAAAUAUGUAUUGUGCAACCUUGAAUUAAAAAAAAGGGUCCUAGGAUUUUGUUUUGUUUUUUCAACUUUUUUCUGGAAAGUGUCAACCUUCUCUCUUAUAAUAUCUCCAGCAAAGAUGCCACUUUACACUUUAUUUAUAGAUCAACCCAUAUUCAUAUAUUGUACUGCCAGAUAAGUCCUUUUGGUACUUUACUGUCACUGAUCUGUGCAGUCUCUGAGUGACACAGCUGUCAACAGUUUGUUUAUAUUACUGCCUAGGCUGUGUUACUGCAGUUCUAUUUCAUUAUUGUCUUGUGCUGACCAAAGAAAAUACUUGAUUCCUGAUUAAUAUAGACUAAUUCGGACUGUUUUUCACUGAUUUAAUUCCAGAGAGAUAAAGCAACCUGUGCUGAAUAAUCCUGGGAAUCCAAAAAUAGUGUGGUUCCAUCAUUCAUAAGGAUAAUUUUAGUGAAACCACUGUGAAACCUUUCUUCCUGUCAUGCACCUUGGCAUUAAAAGAAACUAUAUAUUAUUGGCUUUUUUAAUUCACAUAAUGGGAUGUAUUUUAAUAAUUUGUAUAGUGGUGCACCUAUAAACAUACAUGCUUUAAUUCUAUGUACAAAAUGUAGUUGUCUGUAUAUUUGAAUGAGCCAGGCUGGUCCAUCGAUGUCCAACCAAUUUUUUUUUUUUUUUUUGUGAUCCCUGUAAAGGUUUCCGCAAUAUGUGAAAUACACUGUUUUUCAGGUGAGAACUGGAAACUGAACAGAAAGGAAAUUCCUCUUACAGGUCAGUUCACCCUUAGAAAAAAAAAUUUAACUGUUCUCACAGUGAAAAUGGAAUUCUAAUAGUCAGAAAUAUUGUAUUUUUUUUUUAAUUAAAGCAUUUAAAUAUUUCUGUGUGCAAGGGUGAUCUAUACAUCAAAUAACACUUUAGACAUAAUGUGUCAAUAUUGAAUCCAUGGGUUACAGAAAUAACAGUAGAAUAAACUGAACUGACCUGUUGGAUGACCUUUCUUUACCUUCCGCUUCUAAUUCUCCUCUGAAGAUGAGACCUUUGUGUUUUGACAGCUGAUUUGUUUUAGCAAUAUUCAGCUGAUACUAUUAAAAGGAAUGUUAAAAAGUUCAAGUUAAAUAUUUUCAAACAGUAAGAUUCUGAAAGCAAGGGCACUAGUAAUUAAGAUCUUCCGCUGUUUAGUUCAUUAAAAUAGACCCUGACAUCUCUGCAAAGAAUUCCAGGGAAGGGAAAGAUUGUUAAUUUUCAAAAUUGGUACCAAAAAACUUCAUAUGCAGGUCUUAGUGACCUUGAUUACAGUGUGCAGGUGUGUUAAAUUGCAUUAAAUAUUCAGCUGAAGAUCAGCCCAAAGGCAAACAGGUUUUUUCUUCUGUUUAACCAAUUGCAUUUUCCAUUUAAUUUCACUGUAAAGUAAUUUAAUCAAGAUUUAAUCAUUUCAGAUGUUGCUUAGCCAUCAGGCUUCACAAAUCUCUUUUCUGCAGUAAAGUAACACCUGUCUGACACAUUCAGGUUAAUGGAGUAUAAAUGCUGAAUACAAUGCAGUGUAUAGUUUUUGUCUCUACUAUACAUUUUUUAUCUGUUUUCUGUACAUAAAAAAACCCCAAUAAAUUAUAAAAACAAUAAAAAA
Messenger RNA from Polyodon spathula (Mississippi paddlefish), 8590 nucleotides. Its product is annotated as guanine nucleotide exchange factor subunit RIC1-like. The transcript is spliced from 26 exons. Gene Ontology annotation, molecular function: protein binding. Gene Ontology annotation, cellular component: Ric1-Rgp1 guanyl-nucleotide exchange factor complex; cytosol; Golgi membrane. Gene Ontology annotation, biological process: intracellular protein transport; retrograde transport, endosome to Golgi. The record is from RefSeq and is a predicted model, not a curated record. The coding region runs from base 334 to 4617 and encodes 1427 amino acids. Lineage: Eukaryota; Metazoa; Chordata; Actinopteri; Acipenseriformes; Polyodontidae.